UUAAAACUCAUUUGCCAAUGAUCAUAACCUGACUUCCUCUUUUUCUCUCUCUUACUAUAAAUAUCCCGACUAAAGCUAGCAUGCUGCCCGCACUUCCUCCCGAGGUCAUUGAACGUAUCUUAUCCUUUGUAGGACAGGCUUCACUCCGCACCAAUAUCCCACUGGUGUCACAUCAAUGGUAUCGAAUGGCUCGGGUACUCCUGAAGAGAACAGUCCACUUUUCAGCCAUCCAUCUGAAGGAAGGUGUAAAUGAACAGGUAAUGGCAAAGAAGCUUGGACUAGCCUAUACUCUGGCUUGCCAACGAGGAAGUUAUCCUAAAUUCUACACAGCACGACUGCCUCUUGGCCAAGAAGAAGCGAGCUGGUCUAUUCUCCGGAAUGCCCUUGCGUCUUUAGCCUCUUCCUCUGCUACUUCAUUUUACUCCUUUGGUCUCAAGAUCCGACAGUUUUUUUUCAGUGCUGACCUUAAUACCGAUGUUUGGUCUCAAUUGCUCCCACUUCUGCGUAUCCUUGGUCCUGGCCUGACUUGCUUACAUUUGGACAGUGUUCCUUAUUCUGCGAAAAUUUCUAUGGCUGAGACUAGGCGCCUAUGCCCGAAUCUUGAAGAACUAUCUGUUGCAACUGUCGCAGCAAGUUAUGCGCCUUGGAGAGUAGACAGCAUAGCUAAGCUAGAGGAAGAGCAGGAUCUCGAUAUUAAGCAAGACGAUUCUACUGACCAUUUGGCCGAUGUUCGCGCUCACAUCAAGCAAAAGCGGCCUUGGCCAUUGCGAUCUGCUACGUUUGAAAAGCUAGGCUUGACAGAGACUGCCCUAGAGUCAUUCCUUCGAUCUUGCCCCGAGUUGACAGAGCUCCGAAUUGUCAAUGCUCAGCCAGUCUCGGAGAGGGGAUCCAAUGACGGCCCUAUGAAGAAUUUUCUCCUCACAAAGGAAAGGAGAACAGCGUUUUUUGGCCGCCUGUCGUCCUAUUGUCCAAAGUUGGAUAGCCUUCAUGUUUCUGUGUGCGAGCCCUCGAGCAUUCAUGAAGAGGCUGCGCCUAUUGCGCAGUUCCCGUUGGUGGAGCAUUGGGGGGUUUCUACCGCCAGUAUGGUCAGGCAUCCCUUGUCAUCAGCAUGCGUCCUCUUGGAUGCGCAUCGAAUGGUAAAUCGACUGACGACAGUUGAAAUUAUAGGCCCUUGCAGAGGAAGCACCGCGGCGGACGAACGACGCAUUGGGGUCUGGGUCCAUCAACUCUUGUGUGAAAGCCCAUUAUUGGAGCAUUUCAAAGCCUUAGAGGUAAAUCUCCCUCUGGACCUUCUCUACGUGACCAAAGCGCUUUUUGGUCAGCCAUGUGUUUCACAGUCCUUCCUCUCACCCUUGGUACCCUUAAAUCAGCGGGUCUGGGCCUGUCGAAAGUUAAAGACACUGCACAUCCGGAUUGAUGAACAGCAUCGAGUAGGCAUGACGGAUUUCGCGGAACAAUUGCGUGUGGUUCUCGGAUAUAUCAGUCGGGUGUGUCCUGAUCUUGAAAAGCUGGCUAUUAAUAGGACCAAUGUAUUUAUCCGUGGGCCUGUCAGUUUGUGUUUAUUGUCACGUUUGAAGCGUCUGAGGACCCUGCAACUGUACUUGAGAGGAUAUCCUUUGCCCUUGAAAGAGAAUAGCAUUGACUGGAUGAAACGGCAGUAUUAUUAUGAUACACAGGAGCAGAUGAAGCAGCAAUGGGAAAAAGUGCAUAAGAGGCAAUUUAGUGCGGUUAAAGGGCUGCUGCGACUUUGGAAGGCUGUUCGGACUAUAAAUGAUUUAUACUGCAAAGAUGAUAGUGUCAGUCUAUCAGAGCAGAGCCUUGGAGUAUCAUUUCCUUUAGUUCGUUCAAGGUUCGACGGCAGUAUUUUUAACAAGAAUAAGGAGAUAAAGCUUCCUGACAUUGCGACUGAUCAAAAACAUGGACAACGGACAUACGAGAAGAAAAAUGAGAAAGAGCUGUCCGAGCAUGGAAGAGAAAUAAUUGAUGGCGUUGACAUGACCCAUCUUGGUCAAGUGCAAGAUUUGAUCAAUUAUUUCCAAGGACGACGUGCUCACCGGGAAGAGUGUUUAUGGCCAGAGAUGGAAACGAUUGAUAUGCGGUUUCAAACGAAUGAAAAUAGACAUGCGCAGAAACACUAUGCUUUGAAAGAGAUUCAGAGAGUUAUUAACAAAAUCCGGCCCGAAAUUGAGAUUAUCAUGCCACCGUUACAAGAAAAGGCAUGGAGAUAGAGGUAUCCCUUCAUAUUUAUUAUAAAUAGUAGUUGUCCAAUCGCGUUUUCAUUUCGACGCGAUAUCAGGGGGGUAUCCCUAUACACUUCUAACAUUCACAUGCACAAAAGAUAAAAAAAAGAAAU
Lobosporangium transversale is the source of this 2353-nucleotide messenger RNA. RefSeq lists its product as hypothetical. Bases 81 to 2228 code for a protein of 715 amino acids. NCBI's taxonomy places the organism in Eukaryota, Fungi, Mortierellomycota, Mortierellomycetes, Mortierellales, Mortierellaceae. Gene Ontology annotation, molecular function: protein binding. The record is from RefSeq and is a predicted model, not a curated record. The transcript has a single exon.